This is a messenger RNA of Penicillium lagena, 978 nucleotides long. Its product is annotated as OST3/OST6 family protein. The coding region runs from base 1 to 978 and encodes 325 amino acids. The record is from RefSeq and is a predicted model, not a curated record. The transcript has 4 exons. Gene Ontology annotation, cellular component: oligosaccharyltransferase complex. Lineage: Eukaryota; Fungi; Ascomycota; Eurotiomycetes; Eurotiales; Aspergillaceae.
AUGAAGCUCUGGACAGCGUGGCUCCUUCUGCUCUCCAUCGUGUCUGUGGUCGCCCAGUCUUCCUCCGAUGCCAAAUUGGAGAAAUUCCAGGCACUGUCUCGCUCCGGUCCCGUCGAGUUGGACGCCGACGCCUUCGACGAACUGACGUCCAAGCCUCGCGAUUACUAUGCCGCUGUUAUUUUGACCGCGCGGGAUGUCCGCUAUGGCUGUCUCAUGUGCCGUGAAUUCCAGCCCGAAUGGGAGUUGAUCUCCCGUAGCUGGAAUCGAGGCACCAAGCUCGAUGGUCUGAACAUGGUCUUUGGGACCCUGGAUUUCGAUCAGGGUAGGAUGGUUUUCCAGAAGCUCAUGCUUCAAUCGGCGCCCGUCCUCCUCUUGUUUCCUCCCACCAGCGGUCCUUUCGCCAAGGUUGAGGAGGGCCCCUUCCGAUUCGACUUUACUGGUCCCCUCUCCGCCGACCAGUUGUACUCGUGGAUCAACCGUCACCUCCCGGAAGGGCCCAAGCCCCCAUUGGUUCGGCCCGUCAAUUACAUGCGAAUUGUCUCCGCCGUCACCAUCCUAAUGGGAGUAGUUACUUUGUUCACGGUGCUGUCACCGUACGUGCUACCAGUAGUUCAGAACCGGAACCUCUGGGCGGCCGUCAGUUUGAUCGCUAUUCUGCUGUUCACCAGUGGCCAGAUGUUCAAUCAUAUCCGGAAAGUGCCUUAUGUGGCAGGUGACGGCCGAGGCGGCAUCAGCUAUUUUGCCGGUGGAUUUCAGAACCAGUUCGGCCUGGAAACCCAGAUCGUGGCUGCAAUGUACGCCGUUCUGUCCUUUGCCACCAUUGCGCUGGCCGUGAAGGUGCCGCGGAUGGAAGAUGUCAAGGGGCAACAGUUGGCCGUGUUGAUCUGGGGAGGCGUGCUGUUUGGGAUGUAUAGCUUCCUACUGAGCGUGUUCAAGGCUAAGAACGGAGGCUACCCGUUCUUCCUGCCUCCGUUCUAG